UUAAAUUUUAGAUUAAGAGAAAUAAGCAUAAGGUGGUUGGAAAUAUGCUUUCUCAAGAGAAAAACAGUCGAAAAAGUGACUCUCUUAGCUUGAUAGACACUCAUAGUCAAAAUAAACCAGAUAAUCUGGGAUCGGCAAGUUUUAUGUCGUCAGUUUGUAAUCUUCUGAACACUAUUGUUGGUGCAGGAGUAUUGGCUAUGCCUUAUGCUAUGUCAUCAACGGGUGUUGUAGGAGGUAUUAUUAUUAUUAUUAUAUCGGCAACAACAAGUGGAUUUGGACUUUAUUUUCUUGCGCGUUGUGCAUUAAAACUGAAACGUGGAGAAGCAUCAUUUCAUAAAAUAACAGAUAUGACGUUUCCUUCAGUUUCAUUUCUUUUUGAUGCAAUAAUAGCGAUUAAAUGUUUUGGCGUAACAGUAACAUAUUUAAUUUUGAUUGGAGAUGUUAUGCCACAAGUUAUACGGAUGAUCAAGUCAGAUUUGCCGAAUACGUCUUUUUUACUUAGUAGACAUUUAUGGAUUACAAUAUUUAUGGCUAUUAUAACUCCUUUUAUGUUUCUUCGUCGUCUUGACUCUUUACGUUAUAUUUCUAUUGUUUCUCUCUUCUCUAUUAGCUAUUUAACAGUAAUUGUUAUUAAAUAUUUUUUUCAGAGGAAUGUUUGGAAUUCUGAUGUAGAGGCAUAUUUAUUUAAAGGGAAAGGAAUUAAUGCUAUAUUAUCCUCAAUAUCCGUUUUUAUAUUUGCUUAUAAUUGUCAUGAGAAUAUGUUUACUAUUGUUAAUGAGAUCCGUGAUAACAGCAAAAAAAAUAUUGUUAAAGUUAUCUUUACUUCUAUUGGCUUAUCUUCAUCUCUUUUUCUUCUAUUAGCAAUAUUAGGUUAUCUUACCUUUGGUAUUCGUUCUCCAGAAAAUAUCAUUUUAGGAUAUGAAUAUUCUGUUGUUACGACUAUCGCAAGGGUUGCUGUUAUUGUUGUUAUUAUGUUCUCAUAUCCUCUCCAAGGUUAUCCAUGUCGUGUAAAUUUGGAUUAUGCUUUAUCUUGGAAUCCUAAAUCCCGCAAACCUAUUGAUAGAAUUACAUCCGAAAUGAGUAAUUUGCGAUUUAAUGUACUCACUUGUAUAAUUAUUAUAUCUUCAUACGUUCUUGCUAUGUCUAUACGUUCUUUCGAAAGAGUUUUAUCAUAUGUUGGGUCUAUAGGAUCAACAGCAACUUCCUUUAUUCUUCCAGGAUUAUACUACAGCAAAUUAGCAUAUUAUGAUGAUAUUUUAUAUAGUAAAGAUGAUCAGGAUAAUCAAGAAAUUGAGGGUGAUAGACGCACUUUAUUAAAUAAAUUAAGAUUUUCAAAAAUAUGGUAUUCAAAAAUGGCUAGUAUAUUAUUAACUAUUUUCGGUAUUCUGAUUGCAGCAAUGUCUUUUAUAUCGAAUAUACUUUAUAGUGUUCAUGGACAUUGAAAGAGAUAUUGUAUUAUAUAAACAGAUUAUAAUAAUGACUUAAUU
Molecule: messenger RNA, 1487 nt
Organism: Pneumocystis carinii B80
Lineage: Eukaryota; Fungi; Ascomycota; Pneumocystomycetes; Pneumocystales; Pneumocystaceae
Exons: 10
Coding region: 45-1442 (465 amino acids)
Biological process (GO): amino acid transmembrane transport
Cellular component (GO): fungal-type vacuole membrane
Molecular function (GO): L-histidine transmembrane transporter activity; L-lysine transmembrane transporter activity; L-glutamate transmembrane transporter activity
Source: RefSeq, a predicted model, not a curated record